Molecule: messenger RNA, 1086 nt
Organism: Molossus molossus (Pallas's mastiff bat)
Lineage: Eukaryota; Metazoa; Chordata; Mammalia; Chiroptera; Molossidae
Gene: FAIM
Product: Fas apoptotic inhibitory molecule
Exons: 6
Coding region: 36-794 (252 amino acids)
Biological process (GO): positive regulation of neurogenesis; negative regulation of extrinsic apoptotic signaling pathway via death domain receptors; canonical NF-kappaB signal transduction
Source: RefSeq, a predicted model, not a curated record
CAGGGGACCUGGAGCGCGACAAACAAUCGGCGCGCAUGGUGCUCGCGCUCGCCCAGCUUCGGCUUCCGCAGGGGCGGCGUCUGGUUCUCCGCGGAGGGAGAAGGCCCCGCGGCCUCAGCGGCCCGUCGGCACCGACCCAGGCGUGGCCCGGAGCCUCCCGCAGCCCCGGCGUACAGUCUGUUUUGCCAACCAUGGCAUCUGGAGAUGACAGUCCUAUCUUUGAAGAUGACGAAAGCCUUCCAUAUAGCCUGGGAAAAAUGACAGAUCUUGUAGCCGUUUGGGAUGUUGCUUUAAGUGACGGAGUCCAUAAGAUUGAAUUUGAACAUGGGACCACAUCUGGAAAACGAGUGGUAUAUGUAGAUGGCAAGGAAGCGAUAAGAAAAGAAUGGAUGUUCAAAUUAGUGGGCAAAGAAACCUUCUGUGUGGGAGCUGCAAAGGCAAAAGCAACCAUAAAUAUAGAUGCUGUCAGUGGUUUUGCUUAUGAAUAUACUCUGGAAAUUAAUGGGAAAAGUCUCAAGAAGUAUAUGGAGAACAGAUCAAAAACCACCAAUACUUGGGUAUUACAUUUGGAUGGUGAGGACGUUAGAGUUGUGUUGGAAAAAGACACUAUGGAUGUAUGGUGCAAUGGUAGAAAAAUGGAGACAGCAGGUGAGUUUGUAGAUGAUGGGACUGAGACGCACUUCAGUAUUGGGAACCACGACUGUUACAUAAAGGCUGUCAGUAGUGGAAAGCGGAAAGAAGGGAUUAUUCAUACUCUCAUUGUGGAUAACAGGGAAAUCCCGGAGAUUUCUUGAAUGAAUUCAUGUUAAUAAACAUUAAUCUUAAGAAGUAACUAUCAGGACUUUUAAAUUACUGUGGUAAUUAAAUAUGUUCAAAAUGUACUUCUCAGUACAUUUAGUCUGCCACGUUUUUAUGUUUUUAGUUACUUGAAACUGUAUGAGUCAGGGAAAAAAUUAUACACAAUAAUAAAAACCUGCAAUUUAUUUUGUAAAUAAUGUAAAAAAUUUUUCAAAGCAAAAUGGAAAAUAAAAUAUGGAUCAAAAUCACUAAUGUUUUAUGAGAGGAACUUUUACUAUAAUAAACACU